AUGGCCGCACUCCUUCUUGCACCCCCAGGACCUGACAGCUUCAAGAAAUUCACCCGGGAGUCGCUUGCUAACAUCGAGAAGCGCAUCCAAGAAGAGAAGAACAAGAAACCACCCAAGCCCAGGUCAGACAGCAGUCACCGUGACACGUCUGAUGACAAUGAGCUCAAACCCAACAGUGACCUGGAGGCUGGGAAGAGCCUGCCCUUCAUUUACGGCGAUAUUCCUGAUGGAAUGGCCGCCACACCGCUGGAGGACUUGGAUCCGUACUAUAUGAACCAGAAAGUGAGUUUGCAGGCCAUGCACCACCCAGUGUUCUCCCAAUGCACCAAAAGCACCAAAAUCUAGAAACAUCUCCUCAAUGAGGCUGUGAUAUUUGUAAAACUAGAGUGAGAGUAUUUACAGACACAUUCCUCUGCUGUUUGUUAUAACCUCUAAAUCUUUUUCUCAAUCACUGGUUUUGUAGACUCACCAUGUAAUACAUUCACUUUCACAACAGAUUCAGGUUAUAUAUUUUUGUUAUUAUGUCUUAUAGGGGUGCACUGAGAUUUUUUCAUGUCUACAACAACAGUGCAGGAAUGAUGUGUAACGCAAAUCCUGGGCAGUGGUAAUUCUUAUAAGAGGUUUCUGCUGUGUUCAUUAAUUAUCUGCUAUGAUGAACUGUGAAAUGAUGAAACAGCAGCAGGGGCUGACAGAUUCACCUUUGUUGUUAUACACUAUCCAUCAAAUGGAAUAUUCAAUCAUUUUGUGACAAAUAAUACUCCUAGAUGUCAAGUGAACAACACAUACGCUGAAUGUGUAGUCAGUUUAUUUCAUUGGUGUAGUCGAGUAAAACACUCAUAGUUGAGUUAUUAUUGUGCUUUGUGUGGCUGCUAUUGCUGUGUGUACUAUCUCUUUAGCUUAGCUUAGGUUAAGUUCAGCUGAAACAGGACUCACAGAAAUGCUGCUGUGAUUUAAACUUGAUGUGAUAGCUCUGUGCCUAUCAUGCAAUGGGGCAAUAUACUUCUCAUCACCAGCUUAAUGUCUGAUGUGCUCUUGCUGCUGUUAUUGUGGUCUGCAGUGUUUCCAUUGUUGCUCACAUUUCCACAUUGUUAUGAGAUUAAUCAAUAAGACUAAAUGCAAAUACACCACAAAUGAUGCUGCACCAUUAUUGAGAUCAAUACAUCAAACAUUUAUGAUUAUUUGCUUCUUAUACAUUACCAGCACACCGACCACAUGCCCUCCUUGCAGGCCUUAUAAUUGUGACAAUGCUGGAAUUAACAACUGUCAUGUCUGGUUGAUCAUGAGUGAAGACUUAAGGAAAAAGUGUCUGUUUACAUUAUUAUUGCACUAUUGUCACUUUUAAUGUGCUGUCUGGCAAUGAACUCUACUGUUCAAAGACUGGAAUUUGUAGGAUUGACACUACAGUAAAAUCCAAUCUUCGAUAAGGACAGAGAAGAGUGCACAUGUCCAUGCUGACAACACUAUUGGCAUCACUACACACUCUAUAGUGCCCUGGGAAGUAAGGUCUUUGAAUGCAGGGGAGGAUUCAGGUUGCAGCCAGAGGUCAUACCCCCCCCCCCCCUUCAAAGAAUAAUUUUUACCAAAUUACAACAUAUUUUGAUAAUCCAUAUCUACCGUCAGACAACAGCUAAUGUUAAACCAUCCACUUCCUGGCUAAUUUUACCAUUAGCUUUUGAGUGACGUAAUACUGGCAUUACCUAGCUUUUUAAGUGGCCAACGCCAAUACUGAUUUCAAGAAAGCCGGUUGAUUUAUAAUGCCAAUACCACUUUGUGUUGUUCAUUUUUUUUUGUUGGUUUUGGUUUUUGUUGCAUAACGCAGAUAUUGGGUUAUGCUGUAAAUUGCUCAACAUGGCUGAUAUUGCUGCUAAUACUAAAUAUGAGUAUGUUAUGUUUACAGGUACAUGUUCUUGGCUUGUUUUAGUUUCACAACAGAUACAGAUAAAGACAUAAGAUCACAUCCAUAAUUCACAGCUAUAAAAUGUUUUAUUGUGCUGAAGGUCAUAUAAGUGCCAUAACUCAGGAUAGCCAAGCAGUUGCUGCAUCUAAGAAAAGUCAGUGUCUUUAUUAUUGUGGGAAAUGUGGGGAAAAAAAAACACACAGAGAUACUCUUGCUUUUGUUUCCAAAUUAUGUUUUUUAAUUAAGAAACUUCAAAGCAUUUUAUGCUGUUGUCCCAAACCGCCCAAACUGGAUCUAAGCUGGGCUUCACUGGGUUUUUUUUAUUAGUGAAACAGGAGUGAGUGAAGGCAGAAGAUGGCAGGAGAGCACAGAAGGUGGAGAGAAAAGGACAAGAGUUUGCUGUGGUACCUUCAGCUGUGUCCUGUGUGGUGGUGGUGGUGAAAUAAUGAGUAAGAGAAUCUAAGGCCAGUACAGGAGCAAGAAGCCCAGUCAGCAGGAUGGACGAUCUUGGCCAGCAGCACUCCGUCAUAGAGCGGAUGAAACUAUCAAGUGCAUGUUCCUUUUGUGAUCUAUUGAUCCACAGUCCUAGUUCAGUGGUGGUCACAGGAAGAGAUACAACCUCGUCUUAUUAUCCUUUCUCACUCUGGUCAUUACCCAUUGCAUCUUGCUCUUUAUCUCCCUGCUUUCAUAAUCUCCAGUGAUGAUUUAAGGAAAGUUUCUGCAUAAUAGUUUUUCAUGGCCACAUAUUGUUAAGCCGUUAGUGCGUUACCAUUGAAGGUGUUUUGGAAAGACAAGAAUUAGAAAGUAGUGUGUAAUAAAAUCUAAAUAUGUAAAAAUAUUGACCUUUGAAUGGUAGAUUAGAGCAUAAAAGCUUGGCAGCUCAGGAUCUGUGUAUAAAACCUUUUUAAUAAGGGUUCAUCCAGAUAAAAUACAGUGAUACUCUUCAAAUUGCUGAGUCAUUAAGGAUUAUAUAAAAAAAAAACUGGAAUAUGGACGACGUGAAAGUAGUGAAAAUGUGAAAACAUUCUGGAUCAUCUCCUCAUCCAUACUGUUAAUGAGGAGGAGAGUUUGGUUGCCUUAUUAACAUGCCAAACUCUGUAGCCUCUUUGAAGAGUACUUUGAUGACAGCUCCAAAGCCUUAAUAGGAUCAUAAAUGAGCUGUUGUUUAGAGCCUAUGAAAUUAAAACUCUUUUAGAGUUAUCAGUAUUAGGUCAGACUUCAGUAUAAAAUGUGCUGCCUUUUUCAGAUAUGAUAAUAACUCCGGCUACAUGUAAAACUUCAUUUGUACGAGCUGUCCAGACAAAUGAAAAAUAUAUUAUAAUGAUUGUUGGCCAUAAAUGUGUGCCUCUGGUUAAAGUCUUGUAUAGGAUAUUAAUGAGUACUCCAUUAGCACGGGGAAGAUUGUUUGGUAACGGGCCAAUGGUGUGCCAACAUGUAUAAGAAAUGAUAAAAACGUCUUUCCUUGGCAUUGGACAGUUGUAAAAGUUCAUACAGUCAGACUAGCUGUAACACAACAUAGCCUCAGACUUCUAGACUGCAAUUUCAAAGGAAGGGAUGGCGUAUUUGACCCCAGUAAGCAUUCUUCAAUUUAAGAAUAUAUUAAUAUCUAGGGCCGCCAUUAAAGUAAGAGAAAACUUGUUGGAAAUUUGUUAAAAUAUGUUCUUAAAAUGAUUAUACUUGGAACAGAUUUUACUGUAGAAUCUUCCCAUGACACAUGAUUUGUCACAUAAUCACAAAAAUUAGUAAUAAUUUUCAAGUAGCUUAUUGUCCAUAUUGUGGUUAAAACUGUUGUAUUCAAGUGCUUUACAGUCCAGUCAUGAAGAACUUAAGUGACCGAGACAGGAUCCAAUCCUACAACUAGCUGUACACAAGCCUGCCACUUUUUAAUGUUAGCCACCCAAAUCUUAACCAACCAUUUUCCCAACAUUUAUGCAUUUAGGGUGUUAGCAUCUGGGAGUUUUUUUACCUUUGUAGUCAAAGUGUCAAAGCUUCAGUGCCAGCAUAUGCUUCUUUUUGUCUUUCUCUGCUGUCUUUGGGAUUGUUCUGCAUUUUCUGUAGGAUCACACAGCCCAUAAAUCAAUGAAUUUUAUUGAAAAUAAAAUGAGUUUAAAUUACAUAGAUGGGAUUUCACCUUCCAUUUUGAGUUGGCUUUGUGUGAAUGCAGUAAUAACAACAAUACCUGACCUCCUUUCCACCCUAAAAUGAACAGUUUAUCAAAUUUCUGCACAAAAUUGUGUGUCCUGACUUGUUAUUCAUUUUUCAGCUGACUGGAAAGGUAACCUUAACAUCCAGGCCCGAUUUCAAACACAAUUUAAUACUAAAAUCCUGGUCUGUAGUCCCUGGGAUGGCCAGAAAUGUGUCAUCUUAAAAUUAGGCCAAUAUGUGUUGCAUAGUUCACAAGCUCCAGCUUCCUGUCUUUCUGCCUGGUUGAGAUCUGCUUACUCCAUCACAACCGUCCAUAUGUCACAUCAGCAAGUUUAGUCAGAGUCACAGGCUAAGACCUCAUCUCUCCUCUCCAUCUUACUAUUAUUCACAUCAAUCAUGUUCCUAAUCCGCUAAUGUCUUUGUCCUUUAUCACACAUGACCAGGUGCCUGUGUGAGCACAGUCAUGGUUCGGUUCCACUCCUCCUCUAGCACCUCUGUCCUCACCUUCCUAGGCUGCCCGUCUCCUCUACUCGACCCACAGUCAUCCUGUCGCUCACCAUUGCUCUGUAUGUCAAUGAGUGUGUGUCAAAGUCUGUGUGUGUGCAUGCUUGUGUGUGUGUUACCAUCAGCUGCAGGAAACCUGAUCACAGCACUCAUGCAUCAAAGAGAGGAAGAGGGGGCAGUGGCAAGGAAAAGAAAUGCAGCGUUGCAGUUCUUGUUUUCCCCUGUGAUGGGGAGAGGACUGCCUAGGCUUUUCAAAUGUCUGAUGCGAUUAGGCAACAUUACAGCCACUGUGGUCAUACAGGGGGAGCAGUGCAGGAUAAAUGGAGGGCAUUAGAGUGUUUUUUUUCCCUCCAUGUUGCACAUGUAAACAUAUUUGUGUUCAGAGUCAGGAUUUCAAACUACAUGGAAAUAUAAAGAUGAUUCAGCUGUUUUUGGCUGUGGGUUUGUUUGGACAAAAGGACUUGAACAGAACUUGAUGCAGAAGCUUCUUUCACCUCCCAAAUGUGGCGUUUUGUGGACUGUUUUAUAUUUCAGUCCAGUCAUUUCUGUUACGGCCUCUGCAGGGCAACAGUUACACAAGUGAGUGCUGCUUUUAGCUCCCGGCUAAAGCAGCAUCCUCUGAAUCUCACCAUGAAGCACUGUACACAUCAUUGCAUUAUGUUCUUAUACCACCAUCUCUCUAUCUCUCUUUCACUCUUUCUCCUUUUCUCUCUCUGUGUCUCUGUCCAUUACUCUCCUUUUCCUCCCUUUUCCUUCCGCCGCCUCCUCUCCAGCAUGCUCUCUUUUUUUCAGGGAGUUGUAAAUUAGAGCGAGGGCCAGGCUUUAGUGCUCUGUCUGAGUCCUCAGUCUCUGAUGACACAGCAUCCUCCUGUGCUGGGCUGAGCGAGAGGUGGGGGGUUGCCUUCGAUGUUAGACAGGUUUGUGUAAAGAGCGAGGGUGGGGUAAGGAGGGGAAGAAAGUGUGGUUUUGCAGCACAGCAUACACAUGAAGCCGAGGGAUGACGCAUUUUUUUUAAUCUGUAACAUGCAGGAGCGUCGUCGUUUCCUGUUUAGUUUGUCACAGUUUGUGGUCAGAUUUAAUGUAUUUCUGGCAUAUUUCAGUCUAAUCUGUGGUAAACUGAAACAGAAACACACAAAGAGUACAUAUUCAGGCCAAGAGUGAUAAUAAUGUUAGAUUAAGCUCCCUUGUAAGAUCUGUGCAUCAAAGCAUCAAACCGACUUCCUGUCGAUAUUUAUGCGUCUCUGUAAAUCUAAUCAGGAUUGUGAAGCUGUAGCGUGUGUGUGUGUGUGUGUGUGUGUGGGGGGGGUUUCUCUUUCUUGUUCUGUGAAGAAUCUUUAAAAUGCAGAUGUGUUUUUUUUUUAAGAAAAUCUCAUCUUAUUGUUACUUCGUAUGAAGGUCAUCACACUUCGUAACAAAUUCAUGACAAAUAAUCUUUUAAAGGUCUGUAAAAUGAUGAAAUAAGGUCAAGUUUUAUUUCUUCUCGAGCUCUUUUGUUGAUAUUUUGAAAUGACUUACACAUUACAAAGGUUUCUUUUUUUCAAACAGAAAAUGCUCUGAAACUCUAAUUUCAUCUCUAAUUAUAAAAGGGUGGGAUGUAAAAAGUAUAGAUCCAUUAUAAGAUAAGUAUAAGGCCAUCAGUAAAGAGGUCUCCAUGUCAGUCUGUGUGGUUCAAGCUGGGGUCCUAAGAUGAUAAAGAAAUGUACAACACCCCUCCCAACAGUGUAGUCUCUAUUGUUUCCCUUUUCUAGAUCUCACACAGCUCUCUUAUCAGCCCCCACCACCUCCACAUCUUCAUCUCAUUCUUAGUUUCUCUCUGCUGCAUGCCUACCCAGUCCUCUUCUUCUUCUUCUUCUUCUUUCUCCUCCCUUUAUCUACACAUCAUCCAUCUCAGGUUUGGCUCUCUCCCCUCUGCAGCUCUCUGGCUUUCUGUUCUGCAUCACUCCCCCUCCACCCCCUCAUCUCUAUCUCUCUCUCUCUCCUUUCUCUCCCUCUCUCUCUUCGGUUCUCCUUGCUGCCGCUGUCCCAUACCCCUGCAAACCCCUCUCCAUAUCCUGCUCCACUAUUCCUCCUCCUGACUGGAACACACACAAACACACAUACAGGCACACGCAUGCACAGACUGUCCUUGCAGCUGCAUUCUCUUUUCCUUCGGAGUCUUGCAAAUGUGCCUGUUUCUUUAACGCUCCACAGAGGAGCAGGAACACCAGCUUUGCAGCAAAUAAGCCUUUCUCUCAGUGAAGCUUGCUCUGCUGAGCUGUGUACUUUUGCAAAUGUGUAUACCAAAAUAUAUGUUUUUAACUGUGUCACCAUAUGGGCAGAUUAGUUUGCAUUAUGUCACACAUUUUGUGAUCCCUGGUACUGUUCACAAUCACAGUGACUUGGUAAAUACAUGUGAACACAACCCAUCUUUCCAAGGCUUGGCAGGUCAAGACAAAGCUACUACAUCAUUCAAUCUGGCUGUAGAAAUAGAUCUUUUUUAUGAAUGUGCUGAAGGCAAAAGCUUAAACUCAGAGUUUGUCUGGAAAUUUGUUAGACUUGUAAAAUGAUAGCAGUAGCAGUUUUGUUUAUAAAGCACAUUUUUAUUACAGGUUAGCCCUAUAAAUUGGGGAUAUAAAUAUGGAAAAAAUUAUUAUAUGGAAUUAAAAUAAUUAGAAAUAGAUAGAAAACAGUCUCAAUGUACCAUUUUGAAUCAUUUGAUCAAAAAAUUAUCUGUGUAUUUUAUGUAAUCUUGUUUGUAGUGGUUGGACUUGAUGUACUUUACUUGAAAUGCUCAGGUUGACAUAGAUGAACAUGACCUCGUGAGCUGAAUGUUAUUUGGCCCAACUGCCUAACGUGGAUAUUUCAUAACGUGAGCCUAUGAUGCAGCUGUGCAAGAGUGGCACUAUCUUUAAAAACACGGACUGCAGAUUUUGUUUACAUUUGAAUUUAAGGGCACUAAUUGACUGCAGAUUUUCUUCAAUCUAAUUGUCUAGAUAGAGGUUGUUUUCCUCUUUUAUUUCCUCUGUGAGAUGAUAAUAGUCUUUGGCACUUUCUCUUAACUCAGUAAUGUUAAAGACUUUCGUUGGCCAAUGACAAUGCAGCUCUCAUGGAGAAAAAGCACACCUUCAGUAUUUUAGAAGAUUCAAAGGUUGAUAAGCUAUUGAUUAAUGCGUCAGACGAUCAAUUAAGGAAAUUGCCCGACAUUUGCAUCCCUUGUUGAUGUUGUGCCAGGUUGCCAAGUUUGCGUCAACAGCAGAUUUUUUCGUCUCCAAAUGGUCACAGUUCAUUGAGAAACUGGAGUCUCAAUUUAUUAGACCUUUGAAUCUUCAUUCACAGAGGAUGAAGUAUAUUUAAUCUCAGAGCCAACAAGGUCAAAGCAGGCUUUGUUCAAGGUGGUAGCUUUAUACUAAUCUGAGAUUGACAAAAACGCACAAAGCUGAAUUCUUCACACUGAAAUAACACAACUACAUGUACUUAAGUUCUACAUGUGGGCCAUCUGCAAACUGCUAAUAGAGAAAUUGCUUACAUUACCACCUCUGCUUCCAUCCACACUCAGUAUUUGCUCGGUCAGCAAACAUACAGUUGACCUCUGAGAGCAGCUUUACCCUUUAAACGUGACUUUACUUCCUGCGUUUUCUCGUUUGCAUGGUGUUGAUCUGGAGUCGAUUAUUCUUUCCUCCGCGUGACAGGAAAUAUGUUGUGAGGAUAUUUAAAGUAGUGCAGAUGCUCUGUAGACAAAAAGACCAUGUGAGGAUGGGAGAAAGAGAGAGAGAGAGAAGAGUCUUCUGAUGCAGAGAAUACAUUUUGUCUUUCCCCAGACUGCAGCCGCUAUUUAUAAUUUAAUUAGAUUUCAGGACACCACUUGUCUCAGGACACUUCAAGGCGCCUCACCAUUUCCUUUGAGUGUUUCCCAUGGUGCAGGCCAUGAACUCAUGAUGUGUGUAUGUUUUUGUUGUUGGAGGCUCUUUAUUAUAUUAUCUAGAAUUAAUAUACCUGGACACUGAAACGUAGCAAGGGAUAUUGGUUAGUUUUGUGAGAUGCUGCUGUUAAUAUGUGUACCCAAGUGUACGCAGGUUUUACAACAUAAUAACUGAAUUGAGGAACAGCACAAUCAUUUAAUUAUGUUUUUUUAUUGUAGAUGUUUGUAGUUUUUAGCAAUUGUAAGCUGUAUUUAUAUCAACAACCACCAGGAACUGUUUUCAAAUAAAUAAAAGUUGGUUUGUUAGAGUGUAACCUAUGAAUAUGAUUUAUAAGUUUUAGUAAGAGUACACAAAGUUAAUCAAAAAUAGUUGCAUCCCAAAUCCAGACUUUUGUGCUUUCUUUUAACAGGUUGAAACACUUGCAUAUUAUGCUGCAAUUGAGUUACCUCCAAAGUCAGAUGUCCGAGCUGGGAGUGACGUCACACCUGAGGUUAUCAGCGUUUCAGUUACCAAGUCGGAAAAAAGCAAAAUCGGAGGUGGAAACAAGAUGGCUACAUCUACGAAAGGGGAUGCUAAAACAACUUUAAAUAACUAAAAUAACAUUAAGAACUAAUGUUUAACUGAAAUAACUUUCGUAGAUGUAGCCAUCUUGUUUCCGCCUCCGAUUUUGCUUUUUUCAGACUAGGUUAACAUAAACGCUGUUAACUCAGGUGUGACGUCAUUCCCAGCUCGAACUUCUGACUUCCGAUGUAACUUGAACGCAGCAUGUGACCAAAGUUAUGUAAUUUUAAAUUGUGAUGCAAUGGAAUCUAAAAAAGAUCAGAUUUUUGUUACGUUUUUUUUUAACGAUCCAUCAAAUAACCUUAUGGCCAGUCACAUACAAGCAUGAACUUUUGAAAGGCUGUUUUUACUCAGAUUUUGUGGCUGCAUAUCAGAUUCUUACCGCUGAUUUCAUUUAUGCAUUCCAGUAUUUAUUAUGUUUAGUUUUGAAUGCCCUGGAUGCAAAGCAACCAACAUUUGUAAAAUAAUGAUAAUACAAAUAAUUACGUACAACGACAAUGACUUCAAUGCUUUUCUUUACUGGUUACAAACAGCAAGUUAAUGUGCUCUGUAAAUACUCAUCUGUGGGGUCAUAAAUACACCAGAGGAGAUGUGGUGAAGAGGAAAAGAGCGUUCUCACAGCUAACAGGGUUUCAUUCAAACCACGCAGAGGUUACUUUGUCAGUUAACCAGCUCUGACUGUAUCACAUACAAAAAAGAAAAAAGAGAACGCAACUGCAACAAGUUAUAGCGUUAUAGUGACUCCCACUUUCUCAUUUGUUAGUAAAUAUUGCUCAUUCUGUCCUCUCUGACUUUAUAUUGUAUUCAACCCCCCCCCCACACACAAACACACACAACACACACACACACACACACACACACACACACACACACACACACAGUGCUGCCUCACCCCGGAGCCUCAGCCCCACUUGGCCUGGUUGCCGUUUACGGGUGGGGAGUGGUUGUUGAGAGCCUAGAGUCAGCAGAUCUGGUCCUGAUCGAUGACAGCGUUUGCGGUUCUCUUCCAGUAAGAGCUUUAAACUUGGGCUAAGAGAGUCAUUUGGCCACAGUGAGGGGGGAGCUUCCCCAUGCACCUGUCUGAUGCUUCAGGGAGGAGGGGGGGCGACUGACACAGCUACUGUCAUGGUGUCCGUCUGAUGCAACCAGACCAGGACAGAGGGGGAAACUGCACCCCUGGUUCUGAGGUUGCGGGACAGGGAGAGUGAUGUCAUUGUCGAGAAGCUUUCACAAACCUUAAUCCUUGCGUGACACUGUUUGAUAUCGUGGUCUUUCUUUGUUUAGUAAAAGGACCUCACAUCCUGAAGUACACUGCUCACUUUUCUCUUACUGCUUGCUGGGUAAGGGCGUCAAAAUCUAAAAAAGGCGACACAGUAACAGUUAUCUAAAUGCUCCUUUUCAUGUGUAUUUUGGUUGAAUAUAUUGUGAGCAUCCAGCCUGCAGUUAAAGUGCCAAACUAAUGCAGUGUUGUCCCAUGACUCAGAGGUGAGCUCAGGACUCACAUCAGCUCGUCGGUGGAGCUGCAGUCGUCCUGCUUUCUUCCUGUUUUUACAGAUAAGGCUUUGUGCUGAAUAUCUUGUGACUUAUAAUUAGCUCUGAUCAUGUCCUAACUGUAUUGUUAUCUUUUUCUCUGUCUCUCUCUUUCUUUCUCUCUCUCUCUCUCUCUCUCUGCAGACAUUUAUAGUCCUAAACAAAGGGAAAACAAUCUUCCGCUUCAGUGCCACGCCCUCCUUGUACAUCAUAAGCCCUUUUAAUAUAUUCAGGCGAAUAGCUAUCAAGAUUUUAAUACAUUCAUAUCCUUUUAUGAGAUUCAGAUCUUUUCUCUUCAGUAAAUGUAAAGAAUUUGUACAUUCUCUUGGCCUAUGUUACAUGUUUUCAUGA
Messenger RNA from Xyrichtys novacula (pearly razorfish), 10887 nucleotides. Lineage: Eukaryota; Metazoa; Chordata; Actinopteri; Labriformes; Labridae. The record is from the annotation of a GenBank genome assembly.